AUGGGUGGCUCGAACUCAACGUGCGACAACCUGGAGAGUAAAGUAUCGGAAUACAAAUGUGCACUGUGCAAGAAAACUUUAUCAGUACCUCCUAUAAUGAUGCUUUCCGAAGAUGGAACACGAUCAAAAUGUGGAAGAUGUGAAAUGGUCCCCAAUAGAUCGAUGGGUAGAAAUGUUAUCUACGAGGAUAUGGCCAAGCUACUAUCAUUUCCUUGCAUCAACGAGGGAUGCAAUAAAAAGAUCGCCUGGAAUGAAGUGAAAACCCAUGAGGAAGAAUGUGUUGAGAGUUCAAUCACCUGUCCAAUUCACACCUUACCGCUAUGCGAAACAGGAGUUAUACGUUUGCGGAAUUUGGAAGAACAUAUGAAAAUUGAUCAUUCUUCAAAAAUAUAUUACGAAAUUUUUGAUGCUGAACUUUCAUCGUUGAGCGAUAAACUUUCUUAUGUCUUGAUAUGCCAGAAUCAACCAUUUCUUUUAUUUUUCCAUAGAUUACAACACACACUACUCAUAUAUGUUGCUUCGUUGAACAAAAAUGAAAAAAGUUACAACUAUAACUUGAAACUAUCCAACAUCAAUGCAACUAGUAAUGAUCACUGCCUUCUCUUUGAGAAUCAUCAGAUAACCAAAUACGAAGAAAAAUUUCAUUGUUUCCAUUGCAUCAACAAAACAUGUUCGCUCGUUCAUCAUCGACAUUCAAAGGUAUACGGAGAUAUUCCAAUGAACAUAAAGUGGAAGACUAUGAGAUUAGCCGAAAUUGGACGUCUACUUGGUGAUAUUCGUGGGGUGAAACUCAGUAUAGAAAUCAGUGGAAUGAAUAGCAAACUAGACAUAAUAACACAAUCACCCAAUGAUGUUAGUUCAAAGUGUACAAAUUCAGACACAUUAUCCGAUAUUUUGAGAUCUCAUCUACAAUGUCCAAUAUGUAUGGAGUAUAUGUUGGGAUCCAUAUAUAACUGCAAAACAGGACACUCAGUAUGUCAGGAGUGUAAAAUAAAAUUGGAGAAGUGUUCUUUCUGCCAAGAACCAUUCAAUGAUUCAAGAAACUUUGCAUUACAGAAUUUAGCUGGUGAAGUUCUACUUGCCUGCACGUAUACUAGGAACGGAUGUGAAUCUACUGGGAAAGUUGAAUGGCUUUCAGAGCACGAAAAGGAAUGCAAAUUCAAUAAAACGUGA
Molecule: messenger RNA, 1173 nt
Organism: Phaedon cochleariae (mustard beetle)
Lineage: Eukaryota; Metazoa; Arthropoda; Insecta; Coleoptera; Chrysomelidae
Source: the annotation of a GenBank genome assembly